GUGGAAAAUCACCAAAUCAAGUCGGGUGAAAACAAACUUUGUGGCAAUUUCCAGUUUAUUCCCUGUUUCUCUUGGGACUGCAGCUCCAAUUCAGGCAGUGGCCGCAAUAGAAAACGCUGAAAUAAAGACAAUGUUCUUGUAUAUCCUCGGACUGGUGGCUGUUUGGUACCUCUAUCGCUGGUACAAAGAAAGCAAAAGAGUUCCCAACAAGGGGGACAAAUAUGUGUACAUCACUGGCUGUGACUCAGGGUUUGGGAACACCCUGGCCAAACAUUUGGACAAGCUGGGCUUUUGUGUGAUUGCUGGCUGCUACACGGAGAAGGGUGAAACUGAGCUGAGGAAGGUCUCCUCCGAAAGGCUGACGUCCAUUUCCCUGGACGUCACCAAGUCUGAAAGUGUUAAAAAGGUGGCAGCUUCCAUUAAGACUCUUGUUGGAGAGAAAGGUCUAUGGGCUGUUGUAAACAAUGCUGGAGUUGCCACGCCGUCUGGUCCCAUAGACUGGCUCACCAUUGACGAUUACAAAUCCAUGCUAGCCGUCAACCUCAAUGGAGUGAUCGACGUCACUCUGAGCGUGCUCCCUCUCAUCAAGAAGGCCCGGGGCAGAGUGGUAAAUGUAGCUAGUGUGUUCGGGCGAAUCAGUCCAUUUGGGGGGCCUUACUGUGUGUCCAAGUAUGGAGUGGAGUCCUUUAAUGACAGCCUGCGUUUAAACAUGGCACCGUUUGGAGUCAAAGUUUUGUGCAUUGAGCCAGGCUUCUUCAAAACAAGCGUGACUGACACUAUGAUGCUGAAAAACCACUUCAAGAACCUUUGGGAAAGAUUACCUCAGGAUAUGAAGGAUGACUAUGGGCAUACUUACUUGGAGACAUGUCUCGAACAGCUGGAUGAAAGGUUCAAGCAGCUUCGAGACAGCGACCUGAUGAAGGUAGUCCACUGUAUGGAGCACGCCAUUGCCUCCAUCCACCCUCGCUACCGCUACUCCCCAGGAUGGGAUGCCAAGUUCCUCUGGUUGCCCAUGUCAUACAUGCCCACUUGGAUUACAGAUAGAUUUUUCCUUCGAUACAGUCCCAAACCCAGAGUAUCUAUGAUUUGAGAAGCAUCCUGUGUGUGUUAUUUUCACAACAGUAAAUGUUAGCUUUUGCACGUCUGUCAAAAUUUGUCAACAUUCUUUACGUCUCAAGCUCUGUAGUGAUCUGUAUAUCACUACAGAGCUUGAAAAGUAAAGCUCUGUAGUGCUUUUGAAAAUAAAGUUCUCUGUAUGACAUGUAUUUUGAAUAACAGUUUCUGAAUUAGUUAUAAACAGUAAACAGAAACAAUGUGAUGUGCUGUGAAAUCUUUGCUCUUGGACAAAGUCAGUGGUUUCAAACGUAAAGGGAACGCAUUUAUCAAAACUGAAAGUUAUGUAAUCUUGUUUGGGAUCUUUCACAAGUCCAUACUGGUGAACCAUUUACUCCUUCCCUUAUAUUCGCUAUGGACCUUGACUCUACAGAUAAAGCAGCAAACUUCACCGGCAAGUGUAUGUUUUUCUCGAUUAGUUUGUACAGUUGAAGGUGAGAAGAGGCUACUUCUGGAGAGCUGUAACCAUGGUAUGUUUACAUUAUCCUUAUUUUGUAUGUGUUGGUGCUUGUGUUGGAAAUGAUCGAUUGUGAUGAUCAUCAAAAACUCGUUCAGAGGUAAAUGUAGGAUUUUUCACUUUUAAAGGAAAAUAUUUUUUACUGAAAUUUGCUGCCCUCUGGUGGAAGAUGAAAGCACCUACAUCGAGGAUUCUUGGUUUUGGCUUUGCAAGAGAAUGAUGACGUGGUGGUGCACAAAACAAGAAUAUUUUUACGUUAUUCUCUUUGUUUCUUUAUACACUUGGACCAGCCUGACUGUUUUCUAUAUGCUGAUGAAGAACAGAGGUAUGAGUAUUGCAGUUUGUAGAUCGAGUAUAAUUUGUGACACCUCCAAUCAGUUUAUUCUGAAUAAUUGUAUUUUACGGUUUGACUUUUCAUGCAUAGAAGUUGAAAAAAAAAUCAAUGAAAGCACAGUUAGCUUCUUCAGUUUGUUUUGGCCUUGUCAUGAUAAAGCAAAAGAGGAUUUUGUAAGUAUUGUAUAAAAAGGAAUAUAGAGACUGAUCCUGUGAUUUUAAAUGUCAAAAUAUGACUGCGUUAAUAAUAAAAGUCAAUAAAAUACCACGUUUUCGUCA
Messenger RNA from Poeciliopsis prolifica (blackstripe livebearer), 2182 nucleotides. It is a transcript of the gene dhrs9, whose product is annotated as dehydrogenase/reductase (SDR family) member 9. Lineage: Eukaryota; Metazoa; Chordata; Actinopteri; Cyprinodontiformes; Poeciliidae. The record is from RefSeq and is a predicted model, not a curated record. Bases 131 to 1090 code for a protein of 319 amino acids. Gene Ontology annotation, molecular function: oxidoreductase activity. The transcript is spliced from 5 exons.